AGCGCUUGACUUCUGCCAGCGAUUGCAAUAUCCUCUCGUACUUGCUACUUGUGUGGCAAUCAAGCGCGGCUCGAGCCCUCGUUGUGCCUACACCACAUGAGCAGCGAGCGCCGAGACGACGAGCGGCCUGUGCUACACACUUCGGCCGCGAUGCUGACGAAUGCUCAGGAUGCGUGGGCUAGGUUGUACCCAGGUCAGGCUAUCGUCCAGUUUGACUCGGAGGAGAGCUUCAUGAGCUGGGCCAACACCGAGCCCGAGCUGAUGGGAGUCCUCUCCGACUCAACGGGCGCAGACGGGGCGCAGCCGCUCCACUGGUACGAGAGGCGUGAGCCCACCGACACGGGCCAGCGCAACCCCGCCUGUACUCUCGCCGUCGCCCACACCUUCGGAAAUCCCGCCGCCACCACCGCCACCGCCACCGGCGGCUCCGCCACCCACGCCGACGCCAGCAGCUCCGCCGCCGCCGCCACCCGGCCUGCCGCCACGGUAGCCGCGGUGGGAAGCGGUGCGCCGGUGCGGAGGCGAAUUUCUGGGCAGCUGCCAGUCUCGCGUGCGUCCCACGACUCCGAGGACAAGCGCGAGUUCGAGUCCCCCUCCUUCGGCGACCGCGCGCGCGCGCACGCUGCCAGCGCAACCACCGUCACCGAUGCAGGCAGCUGCAUCGACUGGGCGACGAGGCUGCAGGUCUCGGACAAGGAGGAGUCGGAGUCCGAGUCCGAGUCGGAGACGCGGCGCGGCGCGGGCGUCGGGCGGAGCAACACCUCCAGCUCCUCCUCCUCCAGCAGUGGGAAGCCGCCUCCCUCGCCCAGCAGCGGCGCCCGCUUCAGCCGCAGCCUCGCGCGCGAAAACAUGAGGUGCGCCGCGAGUGGUCCUUGAGCGCUCUCGCCUCUCCUUCUCCUGAUGGGGCGUGUCUCUCUGGAUCCUGCUAUCUUGCUCUCGAUGAAUGUCUAUUAGGUACCUCGCCGAGGGCUCUGCAGCGCACCCUCCUCCGCCGCUGCCGGCGAGGGCCGCGCAAAAGGCCCCGCAGAGCCAGGGGCAUACCGGAGGUAAGUAGGCCUAGCAUCUAGCUUCAUCGUUCAUGUCAACGAACACACAUGCAGUCACGAGUCAGGGGCCGCCAAUCGAAACAAUAUACUGGCCCCCAGGCGUUUCAUGCCUCGCUUCCCAAAGUGCAAAGAUAGCAUUCGUCGUGAAAGUUGGGAGUGAUUGGGAGAGAGCCCUCAACAGCGAGUACCCGAGUCUCUAGAUGUACGUUUUAUUUGUGACUUUUUUCGUCCAA
Messenger RNA from Emiliania huxleyi CCMP1516, 1279 nucleotides. RefSeq lists its product as hypothetical. The record is from RefSeq and is a predicted model, not a curated record. The coding region runs from base 97 to 876 and encodes 259 amino acids. NCBI's taxonomy places the organism in Eukaryota, Haptophyta, Isochrysidales, Noelaerhabdaceae. The transcript has 3 exons.